Molecule: messenger RNA, 1488 nt
Organism: Penicillium odoratum
Lineage: Eukaryota; Fungi; Ascomycota; Eurotiomycetes; Eurotiales; Aspergillaceae
Exons: 1
Coding region: 1-1488 (495 amino acids)
Source: RefSeq, a predicted model, not a curated record
AUGCCAUCCGAUGGUGUCACCAAGAAAUCUAAUUCAAAGUCAGAACAUAUUGAGAAGCUCCAAAAAACAGUGGAAAAGGCAAAAGAAGGAGCUCUGUCUCGACAGAAAUUGGAAAGUGGAGACCAACAAGCAAUCGUAUCCGAUGCGAAUCCAAAUAUGAAGACGAAGUCGUAUCCCGACGAAAAUCAUUCAGACCAGACACAACAGUAUGCCCCAGUGGACGACAAUUCAACCCCACACCAUGACAAGCCCAUCCAAUCGAUAGAGGUUGGGGAGAUUGAGAUGAAAGAUCUUGGUGCAAACCGCAACACCGAAUACCAGCCGGAACCCAUGCAAAACAACACAUUGGACGUACCAAGUAAGCCGAACCUUUCCAGCGUGAGAUCAUCGCGCGAGCAGAGUGUCGGUAGCCUAGCGAGGGGUUUCAAAUGUCUUGCUGUUCUCGAUCCGCCCAAGAAAAACAACAAAGAUCGCAUCACGCACAGUCCAGCUCCAGACCCCGAAGAUGUUGUGGAUGGAUGGGGAACUUGGAGAGGGAAAUCGACCUUCGUGAUUGUGGUAGAAGGUCCCCCCGAGUCAGCCAGGUUCACAUUCAAGCUCCGAUCCGGGUACACUAAUGAACGCACUGCCAACAUCUCCGACAAAGACCUUCGAAUUACCGAAAUCAGAGACAAGGGUGUUGGUGGAAGAAAGCCUUAUCGGUAUACGAUCGAAAACGUCGCCGGCGUCUUUGGAGCCGUAUUCGAAGAUACGGGUGUGAGAUUCUCCACCCGUAAUUCAUGCUCAUGGGCAAGAGUCGAAUGGAAGGGUUUGAGGGAAGAAGACAUGAUUAAGUGCAAAGUCACAGAGGGGUAUUCGUGGAUUCCUAAAUGCGAUUUCCAACGGCUUUGCCAUGGGCGGGAGGCAGCCGAGGAAAAGAUCAAAGAAGUUUGGGAUCAUCAGGAGGGGCAAUACGUGGCCUGGGCCCGAAAGCAACCUAGAAGCGAAAAUCGCUGUCGUUCCACCACACCAUGUCCAUUGAACGACUCUCUGAGGCGGCUUCAGCUACAGAGAGCCACCUCGCGCUUGAGGACACCUGAUAUCAGGAUUUCUUCUCUAAGUGAUGAUGGCUGCGGCACCCCUCCACCCAACCAGCGAAAUAAUGUGACGGGCACCAGAUCCAAUCCAGUUAGUCGUGACGAGGACACGGAGAGCGUCAAUUCUGAUGCCUCGUCAGGAUCGACAAAUACCACUGCUACGUCGAAUGGAAUAACAGACCGGGAUCCAUCCAGAUCUCAGGGUCAGCUUCCCGUUGUCGAAAUCAGCAGGGCAAAAUUUAUGAAGGAAAAAGGAAGCGAAACAUGGAAAGAUAUGGAUCCCUCGGAAAGGCAGAAACAGGAAGUGAUAGCCCACGCUCUGUAUGACAUUUACAAGGCGACGAUGCUACAGAACAACGGAAUCGUGGUCAAGGACUUGGAUAUGACCGAUAGUACGGAGGAGGAACUUUAA